Messenger RNA from Polistes canadensis, 3158 nucleotides. RefSeq names its product tyrosine-protein kinase Drl-like. Bases 374 to 2137 code for a protein of 587 amino acids. NCBI's taxonomy places the organism in Eukaryota, Metazoa, Arthropoda, Insecta, Hymenoptera, Vespidae. The record is from RefSeq and is a predicted model, not a curated record. Gene Ontology annotation, cellular component: signaling receptor complex. The transcript has 9 exons. Gene Ontology annotation, biological process: cell surface receptor protein tyrosine kinase signaling pathway; multicellular organism development; positive regulation of kinase activity. Gene Ontology annotation, molecular function: protein tyrosine kinase activity; ATP binding.
CGCAACGUCAGGUUCGUUUUUACCCUGUCAACGUUCGCUCGUGCUUUUUCGUCGAUCUUCGGAGCCACGUGACUUUGGUAUACUUUACACCACGAAAACUCAAACUAUUUCUUAUUUUAUUAAGAGUUGAAAACAAUAUGAACAAAAAAAUAGACAUUUGUCUAAUUGUAUAAGAUUGUGAACAAAAUUAUUUUUCUUUCGUUUCUCGAAACAAAGUUUUUAAAUAUGUAUCCGGUUGAAGAUGACAAAAGGGUUCAUCAUAUCGAAUAUAAGAUCACGAUCGUUUGUUUAUUUUAAAAGCGCGUCGGUUGCAUACCGGUGCGAUACGUCGUAGUCGUGGCAAAAAGUGUGGCAUGUGACCGUGUGUGAGACAAUGUGGUGGGCGGAUGGAUCCUGCGAUCUCCAGAGAUGCAAGUUCCUUGUUCUCCUAAUCUUGAUAGGCUGCAGCGAGGCGUAUCUCAACAUUUUCAUCAGCCAAUCACAAGUUAUGAAACUGUUGGGACUCGAGGCAGAAUUAUACUACGUCAGAGAGGGGGUGGUCAACGCGUACGCCAUGAAUUUUGUCGUUCCGGUGCCAGCGAAUAUAGCAGAUCUUGAAUUUUCCUGGCAGAGUCUAGCCGGCCACCCGUUACCGUAUUCUAUGGAGUUAGAUUACGACGUGGUGAGAGUAGCGGGUGCAGCUUCGGGUAAAAUGGCUUUACUAUCUCCGAGGGUGAACGUGUCGGCCAAAGGCGAGGUCCCCACCGUCCUACAAGUCUUCAGGAUCAGACUUCCUUGUUCCGGUCUCGUUAGUGCCGAAAUUCCUUUGGCCCUCAGGCUGAACGUCACCGCUCCUCCUGGUACCAAGUACAACGACACCAUACUCGUCUUCAAGAGGAACAAAAUCUGUUUGAAAGGAGUCGAGACCCCCCCUCGUAACGAGUCGGUACGUUUGGAGCCUGGUCCUUUGGUGAACGGUGCUGGUGCACUCUACGUUGCUGCCACUUGUGCCUGUGCUUUGAUACUAGUCGUCGGCAGUGUCGCCAGUGCUUUGUACAUUCGCAAUAGCAAAGCUAGAGUCCAGGAAUCACAGAAAACUCUUCCUUGCUGCAGCUAUUCGGCAGCUGACACCGACGGACUUGCCAGAAGUUCGGUAUUGGUCAGAGUCGACCCACGGCCCGGAAGCGCGAAUUCCGGAAGUUACGCGACCAUCGCUGACCUGGAACCGCUUUAUGCUAGGCCUUGUGGAUCCAGAGCGAGCUACUAUGCUGCUAAUCACGUCACGCAUCUCAGUCAGUCAACGGAUCCCUGCGAAAAGGCAAGAGCACUUUCGGUACCGAGAUCGGCACUUUAUUGUCGUAAUCUCGUACAGGAAGGAACCUUUGGACGCGUGUACAGAGGAACUUUGGACAUGGGUGAUCGAGAACAAGAAGUAAUCAUCAAGACGGUGACAGAGGUGGCAUCCGCUUAUCAGGCAUCUUUACUUGUGGUGGAGGGUUCGCAGUUGGCUGGUUUGAUUCAUGAGAACAUAGCUUCCUUGGCGGCAGCUUGCCUUGACAGUUCUUGCCCAUUGUUAGCGUACACGAGUACGCAGGGAGAAUUGAAUCUGAAACUCUACCUUACCGAUGGGAGUUACCAUCCCGUGACCAGGGAUCUGGUGAACGUUGGUGCUCAAGUUGCCAGAGCCGGGGCUUUUCUGCACGGUCGCGGACUUUUGCAUAGGGAUAUCGCUGCCAGAAAUUGUUUGAUAGAACCGAGUAGCCUUCGAGUUAGAUUAGCUGAUGCUGCCUUGGCUCGAGAUCUCUUUCCUCAGGAUUAUCAUUGUCUUGGAGACAAUGAAAACAGACCGAUACGUUGGAUGGCUUUGGAAAGUCUUCAACACAAUCAAUAUAGCACUGCGACGGACGUGUGGUCCUUUGGCGUAUUCCUUUGGGAGUUGGCAACGUUGGGUCAACAACCAUACGUUGACGUUGAUCCAUUCGAAAUGAUGGCCUGCCUUAGAGAUGGAUAUCGAUUGGCUCAACCAAGACCUUGUCCCGACGAGCUCUUCGCCGUUAUGGCUGUCUGUUGGCUCGGCCUUACGAGGGAUCGACCAACGAUGCCACAACUUCUCGCCUAUUUGCAGGACUUUCACGACGCUCUAGGUGGUUUCAUAUAAAUCUUCGAUCUCUGAUUAGAACAGAGAACCCCAAUCAAAGACUCUAAAUAUCGAUAAUCAAAUGUAAUAUUCCGAAAUCAAAUCACAUGGAAUUGAAUUUUCCCUGCCAAUUUGGGGAAUAAUGGAAUAACCUUUUUUCUUUUUUUUUUUUUAUAUUCGUCACAUAUUGAUUUUACUUAUACUCUCAAAAGAUUUGUCUUCUCUCUUUUUCUUUUUACUUAUGAUUUGUAUCUGGUCCAGAUAACCGCGCAACAAUUAUUCUCGCGAAUUCGAUUUCGCGAUCGAAGCACAUACGCGCGUGUAUGUCCGUCCAUGCUUUUUUAAAGGUCUUGUGAGAAGAAAAAAUGCAGAAAAAAAGAGAGAGAGAGAGAGAGUGAUACGCGCCUGUCGCCCCGCAAUACGUCGUCUUCCAAAGUAAGACGCAUUUACGAUAAAACAAACGAUCUCUAAUGCGGUAAUCAUAUUUUUCUCUUUCGCUGACAAUGCAAAUCAAAAUCACUGCCUUCUCAUUGACGAUAUUUCUUCGAUAGAGAAAUAAGAGGAGAAAGGAAAAUUAAAAUGACCAUUUGUUGUUAACAAGAUAAGAAAAGAAUAAUGAUAGAAAGAGGAGGAGAAACUUAAGCGAGUCGAUGAUGAACGAAAAUGGCAAUUACGACAUUGUUAAUUAGGACAAGAAAUAGAUAGGGAGAAAGAGAGAAAGAAGAAAGAGAAAGAGGAUGAGGAGGACAGAAGGAGACAGAGAAAGAGAGGAGAUAUAACCUUUCCUCGUUGAUCUUGGCAAAUGGCAAGCUUAGAAAAAAAAAAAAGACAUCUAUCUCUCUUUUUCUCUUGUCACAAUUAUAAAGACUCUUCGCGGAAGAUCGAGUCGGUAAACGCGCGUGUGCUCGUCGUGUAGUCGUUCGAUUAUUAUUCAUUAACGAUUACGAUUGCGAAGUCUUUGAUUAUCGCAGACUCGAGGACAGAGAGAGAGAGAGAGAGAGAGAGAGAGAGAGAGAGAGAGAGAGAGUGAGAGAAAGAAAGA